AUGGCUUCUACCUGUGUCCGCACCGAUACUGUCGCCAAGGUGGGUUUGGCCAAUAAUGGAGCUGUCUUUGUGAGGCGAGCCCUCUGGAAUUGCUGGUUUUGUGUGAGAGCACGAUCAACGGGUGCCCUCGGACCUGUGCACCAAACCAUUGCACAGUGGCUUCAUGAUUGGAACCGUAGGAAUCAGGAUCCUAAUGUAGAUCAUGACGGUGAAGUUAUCCGUCCACGAAAAAUAUACGGGGAUCCAUAUGGAAGGCUUGACCAAAUCUUGGCUCUGUAUGAUGCAUGCACUAGUGGUGGAGCUCCUAUUCCCUUAAACAAAAGACAUGAUGCUGUAAUGACAAUGAACCAUCCUGAUGUUGCUCCUGAGCAACCACGGUUUCAAAUGCAACAAGAUUUCAUAUUAAUGCCAAAAGGUUGUUCUGGGCCUCAGGGACCACGCUAUUGGGAUUUUGAUAAGCAUGCUAUUCUGAGUGAGGCAGUGAUUCAUGUUAUACAAGAAAUUUCCGAAAGCGGUGCACGUGCUGGCAUCCAGGGUGGUUCUGCAUCUGGAAUCUUUCUUGCUAACAAUGUUUGGACUGCACGUUACAUAAUGGAGAUGGUGGCUUCGAAGUAUGAGCUGGUGGUUUUUGACCCAAAUAUGAUUCCGGGCUAUAAUCUGGGAGAUGGAACAGACAUGAUGUUCAGCACCGAGUCCAUGAGAAAUCCAAGAGGUUAUGAGGCCGCCAAUAAAUCUGCUUAUAGGCUGAACGUGAUGGGCGCUCUUUCAGGUCCACGUGGUAGUGAGUUCAAGGUUCGUCGAUACUACGAUGCUUCAGUUAAAACUGAUGAUGAUGGCAAAGCAAAACUGCGUGGAUUUGUUGUUGAUGUCAUCAAGAUGCCUUCAUCUUAUGAGGUGGAUCCCUACACCAUCACUGCCGACGUUGCUGAAACUGCCAUUCAGUGGGACCCUACCUACCGUGAGAUGUUUGUUGCGAAAUGUCACACCGAUCCAUUCCUGCGUGCUAUAAGGUCAACUUACAAUGCGUUGAAGCAGUUUGUG
This is a messenger RNA of Neltuma alba, 1041 nucleotides long. Its product is annotated as glutamine synthetase cytosolic isozyme 1-1-like. The transcript has 13 exons. Gene Ontology annotation, cellular component: cytoplasm. The record is from RefSeq and is a predicted model, not a curated record. Gene Ontology annotation, molecular function: glutamine synthetase activity. NCBI's taxonomy places the organism in Eukaryota, Viridiplantae, Streptophyta, Magnoliopsida, Fabales, Fabaceae. The annotation marks the transcript as partial.